Messenger RNA from Condylostylus longicornis, 2893 nucleotides. It is a transcript of the gene msl-2, whose product is annotated as E3 ubiquitin-protein ligase MSL2. Gene Ontology annotation, cellular component: MSL complex. The transcript is spliced from 4 exons. The record is from RefSeq and is a predicted model, not a curated record. NCBI's taxonomy places the organism in Eukaryota, Metazoa, Arthropoda, Insecta, Diptera, Dolichopodidae. Bases 265 to 2697 code for a protein of 810 amino acids. Gene Ontology annotation, molecular function: ubiquitin protein ligase activity.
UCCAAUAAAACAUUUUUUUUAUAAAAAAAUUAUAUUAAUGUCUCUUAUAAAUGAUUAUAUUUAAUAAAAAAACAUUCAUUUUUAAAAGUAAACAUAUUAUUCCAUUUAAUAAUGUAAGAAUUUGGAAAAUUUAACUAUUAAGGAAAAGGAAUUUCUUUAUUUCUAAAUACGCCGCAUCUUUCCAAUGAACAGACGGAAUUAUAAAAUUUUAAGGAAAAUUUUCUAAACAAACCCAAUUUUGUGUUGGGUUUCAAUUCAUCAAUUAUGAAUGCCACAAGCUUAUAUGUAACAACUUCCCGAUUAGUUUUUCAAAGUGAAUAUGGCAGUACAGAUCAAAACUGGACAGACCUUUACCGUCUUGUUCCAUAUUUAAGACAAUCACUAUCUUGUCUUGUGUGCGGAAAAUUAUUAACUGAACCUCAAAAGCCAAGUGAUGGCAAGUGCCAGCAUCAUGUUUGUAAAAAAUGCAUUAUCGGGAGAAAAAUUCUAAAGCCUAGUUGUGUACACUGUCGAGAUAACAAUGAUUUGGACAGUUAUGAGGAAAAUAUACAAAUGCGAAUAUUAUUGCAAUGCUACAAAUAUUUAUGCCAAUAUAUAAUGAGUACAGCUUUAUACAAAACUAAUAUUGUUAAUUCAGGUGGGGCAUUAAAUGGCACGGACGCUGCGAAAGCGACGUUACUGCAAUUUAUUGAAGAAGGAGCAAAUUUUCCAGAUAAUUUUAAAGCAAACUCUGGUUUAACUAAAAGUGCAUACUCAAUAUUACCAUGUGUUUUCAGUCCACCUUUGCCUUCCAAUUCUCCAGCACCAUUGUCGCCGCAGCCUUCUUCUAUUGUACAAUCUCCACCAAUUCCACUAUCCCAUUCUCCGCAGUUAUUGCAAGCUCAACCAUUAAGUAGUCCAACGUUGAUUAUUCAACAACAGACUUCCCAACCAGUUUUUCAGACAUCGUCACCACUUAUACAAAUUCAUCAACAAUGUGGAACAUAUCCUAAAAAAAUUUUACAAAAUCAAAUUCAAAAAAGCCAAACUGCCCAGCAGCAACCUUUGCAACACCAAACCCCACCACCACUUACAUUAGUUAGUAAUUCUGUUUGUUUAAGUCCAAGUAGUGCAAAUCCAAAUUUGAAAAUUACUAAAAGUAACACAGUUGCACAGCCGUCAAUUAAAACAUUUAAUAGCAUAAGCAACAUAGGAAAUACUAAAGCUGUGAAUAUAAAUCAAAAUCAAGUGCAGAAUAAUGUAAUUAGUUGGCCAAAAAAUGGAAUUCCUAUUAUUUCUUCACCAGUGAAUGUAAAUUCUAAUAUUUCUGCAACAUCAAAUGACCAAAAACCGUGCUCUGCGACGACAAUAUCACAAACAGUUCCAAUUAGAAAUCCACCUCCAAUAAAAACUGUUUCGAAUGGCUCUGCUAUGUAUUCGGUUUUGUACACUGGAAUAGGAAACAAGAUCACUAUCAAGAGGAAAACUGAUGGGGAAGAUGAAAUAAAAAAAAAUAAUAUUCAAUAUCCUCCACCACGUCCAUCAAUUAAUAAAACGGUUUCAAAAAGAAGAGGUUGUCGAUGUGGUAAUGCUACAGCUACGCCAGGAAAAUUGACUUGUUGUGGUCAAAGAUGUCCAUGUUAUGUGGAUUCAAAAUCAUGUAUAGACUGUAAGUGUCGCGGAUGUAGAAAUCCCCAUCGACCUGACGGUUGUAAAAUACGACCAGUUAUACCGGAACUAGCAUGCUAUGAAAUACAAAUUGCUGAUGAUAGUACAAAUUUAUCACCAAAUACUUCAAUGACAUCUAUAGCUACAUCAUCUUCAGCUACAACAACAGCUAAUUUCGCGCAACAAACUCAAUUACAGCAACCAUUUCAAAAAGCAUCUCCAGUUUCAUCUUCAAAAAUAAAUGCAACAAGUUUGAAAAAUUGUACAAUGGAAAUACCAUUGGAUGAUUUUAAUGCCUCUAACACCAGCAACUUGUUAGGUAACAUAGUUGUUGCAUCACCUCAUAUAACGAAUGCAUCAUCAACAACAUCAACAACGUUUACAUAUACAACACAGCCUACAUUUGUAGUUAAAAAACCACAAACGAUAACAAUAGGAACUAAUCAAGUAAAAAGGCAGCAAAUUCAACAGCAGCAGCAACAGUCUACACAAAUACAACCUCAAACUAUAAAAAUUGAAAACACCUCAACUGAAUCUCUUUUAAUAAAAUCUGCCGAUGGAAAAUAUCAAGUGGUGAAUGUUUUCACAUCAACUCCUUCCCAUCCAAAUUCAACAUCAAAUUUUGAUCGUUUUACAGCAGCAUUACCUAUACAAACAAGUAGUUUAGUGACAACAAAACAUCAUAUUCCAGAAAUAAGUACAACAUUGCCUCAAAUAAUAAUGCAACCUCAAUCUCAACAAAAUACAACACCAACAAUAUUGUCAGCAUCGUCUGCCUCAAAUUAUCAAACAAAUAACAUAAAUAAUUCAUCACUUCAUAAUCAUCAUCAACAACAAUUAAUUACUACAACGCAACAAGUUUCAUCACCUACAACAAUUACUUUAUCUCCAAUCAUUGUUACAUCGUCAGACCAGAGUUUUCCAACAGAAAUAUUCAGUGAAGAGGAAAUUACAUCAUCAUCUUCUCCAUUGCCUCAUCCUCCACCAUUACAUUUUUCUGGUAAUCAUCACCCACAUCUCGUGGAAGUGGUCCAUGCUGAUGAUCUUUAAGUUACCUCAUUUAUAUAUUAAUUCCUUAGCAAUGAAAAUAGCUUAAUUGAUUUUCAAAUUAACUGAAAUUAUUACAAGACAUUAGAAAAAGUUCUGUUCUGAAUUAUUUAAGAGAGAAAAAGUGACAGCUUUUUUCAUAUUUUUAUAUUUGAUUUCAUUUGUUUAUAAUAAGCAAAAAAAUAUCAUAUCACUAUUA